AUGACUUUCAAGUUGCCGGAUGGCCUCACUUGCUCGCUCUGUACUAUGCAGUGGAACUGGAUAACUGGCAACUCUUGUUUGGUGGAUGGGUAUAAGGAGUACUUCGUCAAGUUCAAAGAGGAGUACCCUAACAUGGACAGCUCGUGGGAUCAGUCUAACUCGCCCAAGGACAGUUGUGAACUCGCCAGGGAUGGCGAGCAGUUCUGGAACUGUGCCGAUAUUAAGAUCCAAUAG
Messenger RNA from Perkinsus marinus ATCC 50983, 234 nucleotides. RefSeq lists its product as hypothetical. The record is from RefSeq and is a predicted model, not a curated record. The transcript has a single exon. NCBI's taxonomy places the organism in Eukaryota, Perkinsozoa, Perkinsida, Perkinsidae. The coding region runs from base 1 to 234 and encodes 77 amino acids.